This is a messenger RNA of Pomacea canaliculata, 1941 nucleotides long. Its product is annotated as filamin-B-like. The transcript has 6 exons. The record is from RefSeq and is a predicted model, not a curated record. Gene Ontology annotation, molecular function: actin filament binding. Gene Ontology annotation, biological process: actin cytoskeleton organization. The coding region runs from base 933 to 1922 and encodes 329 amino acids. Lineage: Eukaryota; Metazoa; Mollusca; Gastropoda; Architaenioglossa; Ampullariidae.
AUAUUGACAGACAUGUCUGGAUUUGUUGUUGUUGUUGUUCGAAGUGUCCAGAUCACGGAUUCAUCGAUUGACGUGUACCAAGCAUGUCUGGGAGAGGAGGAAGGGGUUGUACAAAGUGUCCCAAUCACGGCUUCAUUGAUUGACGUGUGACCAGCCUGUCUGUUGUCUUGUUGUUGUUGGUGUUUUACUCUAAUGUCUAGACCAUGGUAUCAUUGACUGACCUGUGACAGGCAUGUCCUUUGUUGUUGUUGUUGUUGUUGUUGUUGCUGUUGUUGUUUGCUCUGUCAUUCUUCUGACGGCAUACUCAUCCCCCCACCAAACACUCUCCAUCAUUUCAUUAUGCAUUCAGACAUGUUCAGACCUGCUCAGGGUACAUGCAACAGCUCCCGACUUCAGACGCGUUCAGACCUGUUCAGUUCGCAGCCCAGCUUCCGCCGCCUUCCUGUCCAGCGAAGGCCACGUCAUUGAUUGCGCGGACACUGCGGCGGCCUGGGGAACGAGCGUGCAGGGCCUGCGUGCGCACGUGCACCGUUGUUGCGACAGCACGUCACGUGAUGCAGCCAACAUCGAUUAACAUACCUGUCGUUCACAAGCCACACUCGCUCGGGUGCGAACAGGUGAUAGGUGUAGCAUGCCUGUUAAGUACCACGCCUCGCUGCCAGCCGUCGGAGGAAGAAAACCGUUUUUUUUUUUUUUCAAAACCUUGAACGCCACCAGUUGCUUUUCCCUCCUGGAAACCUCACCUCCGGUCUUUUACCUGCGUUCAAUACCUGGCGGCGUAAUGGGAUCAUCUGAGAAAGGACGGGUAAAUGGCGGUGUGCAAAUAAAAAGUUGUAGGGUGGGGAGAGUAAACCGUAAGACUGUGCGAUGAUGUGAAGAGGCAGUUGAUAGAUUGAUUGAUGGACAAGUCAAUGACAUAAAUAAGACACGGCAUGGCAGGAGGAAGAAGCCGAGCUGAAAAGGGAUAUCAAGCAUCACACAGAGAGCCCCAUGACAUCAGGCAGACGAUGGCCAAGUACAGGAGGAGGCGAAACACGCUGCUGGCUUCCGGUUCAAAUUUAUCUGAUGUUCCGCUGAUAGAAAUAUGGUUUGCUAUCAUCGGCGCCAUCUGGUGGUUGGGCGCUGCUCUGUGGAAGCUCUGGCAGCUCAACCCUUUCUCCCUCAUCAUCGAACGACAGCGUCGCCUGUAUUACCAUGACAACCGCGGAGCGCUGACCAUUCGCCCCCCGUGGACCGAGCGGCUGGCGGACAUGUUUCGGUCAGAUGAGACCCGCAAGGCCAAGCUGUUGGCCUGGGUGCAGGACAUGGUUCCCAGGAUGCCUGUCGACGACUUCAUGUCCUCCUGGCAUGAUGGCGUCGUGCUGUGCUGCCUCCUGGAGGAAGUCUGUCCAGGCUUGUGUCCUCGCCCGGAGCUACUCAAGCCUCAUCACCGAGUGAACAACUGUCGCCUGGGCAUCAAGCUUGCACAGAAGUAUCUACGGUUGCCAAAAAUGAUGAUCACGGCGGAGGAGAUGGCCAUCGCGGACAAGGACACGGAGCUGAAGAUCAUUCAUCUCGUGCAGCUCAUCAAGUGGAAGUACCAGCGCGGCCCCGCCUCUCUGCCACCUUCGCCUAUGUCUCAGUCACGGCCACCAUCUCCCAAGGUGUCUCUCGCUAUCAAAGUAGUUGCCAGAGGAACAGGUCUGAAAGCAGGAAUUGUCGGACGGCGAGCCAAGUUCAACAUCUUCUCGGAUUCCGCCUCUUAUCUCGACCUUCACAUCGAGAUUCAAGGCCCGAACAACGAGGUCAACAGCGAGCGAAUCGUCAGCAUCCCGCACGGCAUCAACAAGAAGGAUGCGCGCGCAGCUGCUGGAUAUCCGGGCGGCAGCGAUGAAGAUGGACGCGCCAAGCUCAUCGAAGACGACGUGGGCAACAUGUUCUGAGACAGAAAAGCAUCGACGA